This is a messenger RNA of Tarenaya hassleriana, 1464 nucleotides long. RefSeq names its product zinc finger protein VAR3, chloroplastic. The transcript is spliced from 8 exons. The record is from RefSeq and is a predicted model, not a curated record. The coding region runs from base 59 to 1363 and encodes 434 amino acids. Gene Ontology annotation, cellular component: cytoplasm. Gene Ontology annotation, molecular function: mRNA binding. Lineage: Eukaryota; Viridiplantae; Streptophyta; Magnoliopsida; Brassicales; Cleomaceae.
UUAUCCCUUCCUACGCCGGCUAAAACCCUCCUAAAAUCUCUCCUCGCCGCCGGAGAAAAUGGCAGCCAGCAGAAUCUACCUCGUCGGCAAUUCCAUUAUCCAACCUUACAAGCCAUUCUUUCGCAACCCUACAAUUCGUUUUCCGUCCGUUUCUCUCCGCUUCCGCCGCUUCUGCACCCCGGCGGCCGCCGCCACCGCGGUGGAUACGUCUCCAUCUCCCCAUCCAUGGCCUGAGUGGGUAACCUUUAUCGACCACUUGAACAGGAAGGGUUAUUUCUCCGAAAAACCUGCGGCCGCCGAAAACGGUGGCUCCGAUAUAGUUUACCGGGAGAUGAACUUGCUUAAGGAUGCUUGUCUGAGCUUCGCACGCGAUCGAUACGACCUUCUCAAAUCAUUGUCUUUGAGAGAUAUACAGGCUCUCGUGGAGCGUGGAUGCCCUAAUCUAUUGCGAAAAGCUGUUAAUUCGUCCAAGAGGCUACGAGCCCAUGUUCGAUUGGACGAAGGAGAUGUCUGUAGUACUUGUGACCUGCGCGACUCGUGUGAUAGGGCUUAUGUAAUAUUAAAGGAUUCAGGAGAUUCUGUUCGUACAGAAGACGUUAUGCGUGUGUUAUUGUUCAAAGCGCUUGAUCCACUCAUGAUUUCCGGAGAGGAGAGAUCUUCAGGUAGAGAACUAGCUGAUGAAUCGGCAAGGAAACUUCUUCUGGAGUUAGUUGAAUUGAGUGAGAAGUCCCCUCACCCUCCUCCCCUCCCAAAACCUGCUUUCAAGGGCUCUCUGUCACGAAAGGAGCGGGCUUUGGAGUUGAACACUGAAAAGAGUACUGAACGGAACUUUGCGGAGAAAGGAGACAACCAAGAGUCCAAUGAUGCCCCCAACAAAAUUUCUGUUGCCUCUGGACCCAAGAGAGGAGAUUGGUACUGUCCUAAAUGCAACUUUCUAAACUUUGCCAAAAAUGAAGUAUGCCGAGACUGCAAGGAAGUCCCUGCCAAUCUUUCUGUUUUUGCUAAUGUCAAGGAAGGGGACUGGUUAUGCCCUGAAUGCAAGUUCUUUAACUUUUCAAGAAACGGUCUCUGUGUGAAAUGCAAAGCAAAGGGACCGAAGAAAAGCUCCAUGGAGAAUGCUGAAAUGAAGAAAGGAGAUUGGAACUGCCCCGGGUGUGGAUUCAUGAACUUCACUAGGAACAAACAGUGUCUACGUUGCCAAGUUCAACGUCCCAAGAGGGAUCUAAAUCCUGGAGAAUGGGAAUGUCCCUCAUGUGACUUCUUGAACUAUAGGAGAAACACUGUGUGCAAGAAAUGCAACUGCAAACGCCCCCAAGAAGCAACACCUGGCUACGAAGAGCAUUCGUGGAGAAGGCCCUCCUAACUUUGGAUUUUAUCAUCCUUUUGUUAUUCAGUGUUAUGAUAUCCACCAAGAUAUUCUCUCGUUGGCCAUUGAUGAAGUCAAAUUCGCCUGUUUUUGAGGUA